Diaporthe citri is the source of this 1203-nucleotide messenger RNA. RefSeq lists its product as uncharacterized. Gene Ontology annotation, biological process: positive regulation of transcription by RNA polymerase II; protein phosphorylation. Bases 1 to 1203 code for a protein of 400 amino acids. The record is from RefSeq and is a predicted model, not a curated record. Gene Ontology annotation, cellular component: transcription factor TFIIH holo complex; nucleus; transcription factor TFIIK complex. The transcript has 3 exons. Gene Ontology annotation, molecular function: cyclin-dependent protein serine/threonine kinase activity; RNA polymerase II CTD heptapeptide repeat kinase activity; ATP binding. NCBI's taxonomy places the organism in Eukaryota, Fungi, Ascomycota, Sordariomycetes, Diaporthales, Diaporthaceae.
AUGGCUGCCUCACCCCUCGUCCUUCCCCCUUCCAACCCCUUGCAGUCCUCACUCAAGACCCUCGCGUCGCCCCUGCGACGGCAGUCCUCCGCCGUGCCCUCCUCCACAAAUGGCACUCCACGAUCAUCACGCCCAACGGGCCAGCCAGCCCAGCCGCCCCAACCCUCGCAGCCUCCCACCAUGGACCUGGCCGAGCAGAUGAACAUGGAGGAGCGGAGGAAAUACGUCAAAGGCAAGAAGCUCGGUGAAGGAACCUACGCCAUCGUCAACCUGGGCCACUCGCGCGCCGACCCCUCCCAGCUCGUCGCCAUCAAGAAAAUCAAGAAGCAAAAGGAAUACACAGAGGGCCUCGCACCCGACGCAGUCCGCGAGCUCAAGCACCUGCAGGAGCUCUCCCACCCGAACAUCAUCUCCCUGCUCUCCGUCUUCUCCACAAAGGACCAGAACGUCUGCCUCGUCCUCGAGUUCCUGCCCCUCGGCGACCUCGAGAUGCUCAUCCGCGACGACAAGAACAUCCGCUACGGUACCUCCGACAUCAAGGCCUGGAUGGGCAUGCUCGUCCGCGCCGUCUGGUUCUGCCACGAGAACUUUGUCCUGCACCGCGACAUCAAGCCCAACAACCUGCUGAUCGCCGCCGACGGCGAGGUCAAGCUGGCUGAUUUCGGCCUGGCCCGCUCCUUCAGCGACCCCUACGGCUACAUGACCUCCAACGUCAUCACCCGCUGGUACCGGCCCCCGGAGCUGCUCUACGGCGCAAAGUACUAUAGCGGCGCCGUCGACAUCUGGUCUGUUGGCACCGUCAUGGCCGAGAUGGUCCUGCGCGUCCCAUACCUACCCGGCAACACCGAGCUGGACCAGAUCCGCCUCAUCUGCCAGCAGAUCGGCACUCCGACCGAGGACAACUGGCCCGGCGUCACCAAGCUGCCCGAGUACAUCAAGCCCGCCGACGCCCCCGCCGUCGUCCCCGAGCGCACGAAGCAGGACUUCCUCGGCACCUUCGGCACCGUCGGCGACGACGGCGUCGACCUGCUCAUGAGGACCUUGAUCCUCGACCCGCGCAGGCGCAUCACCGCCCGCGAGAUGCUGGAGCACCCCUGGUGGCACGCCGAGCCCCGUCCCACCCGCAAGCAGGACCUGCCCCGCAAGGACGAGGAGAGGAUGGGCGCCGACCUCAAGAGGCCCGCCGGCGUCGUGGCCGAGUAG